Molecule: messenger RNA, 2467 nt
Organism: Salvelinus fontinalis (brook trout)
Lineage: Eukaryota; Metazoa; Chordata; Actinopteri; Salmoniformes; Salmonidae
Product: homeobox protein Dlx3b-like
Exons: 3
Coding region: 162-995 (277 amino acids)
Biological process (GO): embryo development; regulation of transcription by RNA polymerase II; epithelial cell differentiation
Molecular function (GO): RNA polymerase II cis-regulatory region sequence-specific DNA binding; DNA-binding transcription factor activity, RNA polymerase II-specific
Source: RefSeq, a predicted model, not a curated record
CUGAAGAGUUCAACGCUUCACAAUAGGCCUAUUGUUUUGGUUUUAUUUUGGGGAGUUGAUGUUUACUUUUCAAACUUGAAUUUCAACUUACUAGGCUUUUCUUACGAGUCUCCUCUAUUUCUGGAGGUUUUUAUUAGGGGAGUGAAGGAGGGCCGUGCAGGAUGAAUGGAACUACUUCUGAGAAGGCGACAUCGAGCCUUUCGUCUGAUCUCCACUCCACAGUGAGCUGUCACCCUGGCGCCAAUGAUUUGCCGACCCUGCCAAAGUCUUCUCCCAUGGACAUGGGGUUUUACAGCGGCCAGACGACGCACAGCCACCACGACUACUACCCCAGCCACAGUCAGUCCUGCUUGCAACCAAUGAAGCCAUACUCGUAUCAUCACCACUACAAUCUCCAUGGGGCCUACAUUGCCAAAUCGGAAAACCCUUAUCCUCAUACGCAAUAUGCUCAUUAUACCCGGGACGUACAGUCACAUCUCCAAGAUAUCGUGAAAGAGGAACCAGAGCCUGAGGUGAGAAUGGUCAACGGAAAGCCUAGAAAAAUCCGAAAACCUCGCACCAUAUAUUCUAGUUACCAGCUCGCUGCAUUGCAACAUCGCUUCCAGGGAACUCAGUAUUUGUCUCUUCCUGAGAGAACCGAACUAGCGGCUCAACUCGACGUGACACAAACACAGGUCAAGAUCUGGUUCCAGAAUCGCCGUUCCAAAUUCAAGAAGCUGUACAUGAAUGGGGAAGUUCUACUGGACCACAGCCCAGGAGCCAGUGACUCUAUGUCCUGCAAUUCACCCCCAUCCCCGGCCAUUUGGGACCGUAGUGUACCCACAGACCCCACCACUAGAGAGCAGGCUCCCCAGCCCUCCCUUGGCUCCACUCUAUGUUAUGUGGAGAACUACACUCAUCACUGGUAUCAACAGACCUCACAGUCACGCUCACAGCACUCAGGACUGGUUCUUCAGCACACAACACCACCUAAGAAUAUGGGGGCGGUGUACUAACACAAAAUGUACCGGUACAAACUGUGGGUUAACAACAUGGCGGCUCAUUGGAAAUAAAGCCUAGAGGGCUGUGAUGGGAUUUGUGUGCCAAUACAGAGGGCUGAACUUCAAGGACAAUUUGGGAAACAUGCACAAGGACUUGUUGUUUCUGUUAUAUACAAAUUGUAUACAAAAAGAACGGACAAAUCCAAGUCCAUAUUCUGUUUAGAUAGAGUGAUGAGAUGCUAAUGUUAUCAGUGGCUCAUUUCACUCUUUUGGAGAGAUUUGAUAUGAGAAUGGAUAGAAUGGCAGCCUAUUUGGUGGUACUUUCCUUUACGGUGGCCCACUGUGGGACCUUUAACGACCUUUAACUGAACAAUGAAAAAGGUCCUUUCAGAUUCUUUGAUCUACAGCUAUGCAAAUAUAUACCGUCAGUGCAUUCAACUCCAUUUGUUUCUUCACAAUAUGAAACACUCACAGAUACAUGGAAGUAGCGUGUACCAUUUUCAUACAUUUGUUAAUUAUACUUGCCAUUUGUUGCAUUUAUAUAGAUGUCAUCAAGGCGCAAUUCAACAUUUUAUUUCACAGUGGUUCAAAACAAAACAUCUCUUUGAAGUUGCAGAGAACUAACUAUAGGGGGAAAAUGUGUAUUUGGUACUCUGCGUUUGCAAUCGAUUUUUUGGUAAAAGCCAUAAACUCAGGUUAUUUAUAAUGUAGCCUAUUUUAUACUCUAUUGAUCUGUUAGUAGAAGUGCCUGAGAAAAACAUAUUUUAUAGGUAAUCUUUGGAGUGAAUAAUAAAGUUUUUGUUUUUAUUAAUUCUAUUUACACCAAUUGAAAUGAUGUCAUAUUUACGCACGCACGCACGCACACACACAAAGUGUAAAUGACCCCUUGAGAUAACAUUCAAAUCUUGUUUCCAUAAACUUCUUUAUACAAAUGAUCAAUUGAAACAGUUGUAAGGACAAAAUGGAAUAGUAGAAAUGAUGUAUUUACAGUCCAGACCAAGAAAUAUACAGGAGCUUAGGAGCUGGAUCUCUAUUGGGAUGGAAUCACAUGUUAUAUUACAGUUGUAUCUCAUUGGUACUACUUUCACAAGUAUGUAAUUUAUUUUUUCAACUUUAGUACAAAACUCCAAACUGGUAACACUUGCAACACAGCCAGUCUUACAUUCGAAACCUUUCAUUGUACAUUAAUUUUUUUUUGUAAACAUCUUUCACCACAUAACCAUUGAUCCAAAAUAUAAGUUCACUGUGAAAUAUAAUGAGUACAUUGGUUAAAUCACAAAAACACAACAUAAUGAUAUAUUCUCAAUUUAGUUAUUUGGCGGCUCAUAUUUGGCGGCACAACCAGUUAAUCCGAUACCAAAAACAUGUAAGAUACAUGUUUCAAUACUGUCCUUUGAAUGUAUUGUCCUUCAGUACUGUACAUUACACUGUAAGAUGCAUGUUUAGGCUAUACACCUGCACUAUCCAUUAAAAUUGACUGGACAUCA